Batrachochytrium dendrobatidis JAM81 is the source of this 855-nucleotide messenger RNA. RefSeq lists its product as uncharacterized. Lineage: Eukaryota; Fungi; Chytridiomycota; Chytridiomycetes; Rhizophydiales. Gene Ontology annotation, cellular component: intracellular membrane-bounded organelle; membrane. The transcript has 2 exons. The record is from RefSeq and is a predicted model, not a curated record. Gene Ontology annotation, biological process: lipid transport; transmembrane transport. The coding region runs from base 1 to 855 and encodes 284 amino acids. Gene Ontology annotation, molecular function: ATP hydrolysis activity; ABC-type transporter activity; lipid carrier activity.
AUGUGGCUUGCUAUCCGUAAAAACGAGUGCUUUGCUUAUUUGGGUCCCAAUGGCUGUGGCAAAACUACUACAUUAAACACAUUGAUUGGUCUUGUUUGUCCUACUCGGGGUUACGCGACCAUUGAAAACGAAUCUGUCAAGGCGGAGAUUGAUGCAUUAAUUGCUGAUGUCGGUCUUGGUGAUUUUGCUGAAAAGCAGACGGGAACGUUAUCUGGUGGUAACAAGCGCAAGAUUUCCUUGGCAAUGGCAUGCAUUGGCAAACCAGAAGUCGUGUUCCUGGAUGAACCAACAACAGGCAUUGAUAUUGUCAUUCGACGAUCCAUCUGGUCCAUUAUUAACAAACUCAAACAACACACAUCUGUAAUCCUUACCACCCAUUCCAUGGAAGAAGCGGAAGCACUUAGCGAUCGUAUUGGCAUUGUUGUCAAUGGCCGUAUGCAAUGUAUUGGUACUCCGCAGAGGCUCAAAUCUGUUUACGGAUGCGGAUACAAGGUCUCGAUAAGAACAAGUGAAUCCGUGGAUGUGGUGAAUGAUUGGUUUUUGCAAAAUAUUGGCAAACCUGGCACAUGGCAAGUAGCUCGACAAGUGGGUGGAACGACUGUAUUGCAAAUGACAAAGCUUGGCGUUGAAGCUUUACAAACACAGCUAUUGGCCGCGUCGACUGACAAGGAGAAGAUGAUUAUAGGACUAGAGUUACUAGAGCAUAUUUUCCGUGUUUUGGAAUUGCCGGAAACCUGUGGUGAUAGUGGUCAACUAGCCCGGCAACUUGGUAUUGUAAGUCAUGAAGUACAGGAGACGAGUAUGACCGAGGUAUUUGUUGCAUUUGCAUCACUUCAAAAGGGACUUGAGCUUUAA